Molecule: messenger RNA, 942 nt
Organism: Dovyalis caffra
Lineage: Eukaryota; Viridiplantae; Streptophyta; Magnoliopsida; Malpighiales; Salicaceae
Source: the annotation of a GenBank genome assembly
AUGGCUACUAAAGUCUCCCAUUUUUAUGUAUCCAUUCUCCUCCUUGUUUUGGUGCACUCCUUCAUAGCUCAAUCUAGGACUUUGAAGUCGUCCAAUACUUUGGAAUUCCUUCAAAACUUGGAGGGAUCCCAGAAGGGACAAAAUGUUAAAGGGCUGAAGGAGCUCAAACACCACCUCAAAAAGCUAGGAUACUAUCCAAAGGAUCUUCAACAUGAUACCGAUCUUAGCGAUGAUUUUGAUGAGCUUUUCGAAUCUGCGAUCAAAACAUACCAAAAGAAUUAUCGUCUUAAGGUUACUGGGAGUCUUGAUUCUGAUACCAUAAAAGAAAUUAUGAUUCCGCGAUGUGGAGUUCCUGAUCCCAUCAACCAUGAUCCAUCAAAACGAACAGGCAGAACAGAACAUGGCAACAAGUCUAGCAAAUUCCACGCGGUUUCUCAUUACAGUUUCUUCGGUGGAACGCCGAAAUGGCCAGCUUCCAAAUUUCAUCUCACUUACACUUUCAGCUCCAGUGUCCAAGUUACAAUUGACAUGCAGGAACUGAGGUCUGCAUGCUCUCGAGCAUUCCAAAAGUGGGCAGACGUUACCCAGUUUACAUUCCAGGAAGUUUCUGAAGGUUCCCCGGCAGAUAUCGUAAUCGGAUUUCAAAGAGGCGAUCAUGGUGAUGGGGACCCUUUUGAUGGUCCUGGAAAUAUACUAGCUCAUGCCUUUUCACCAACAGAUGGGAGGUUGCAUUAUGAUGCUGAUGAGAAAUGGAGUACUAACCCAAGCACAGAUGAAUCAGACCUGGAAUCAGUAGCUGUGCAUGAAAUCGGGCAUCUUCUCGGACUUGGCCAUAGUAUGGAUCAAAACUCCAUUAUGUUUGCAGAAAUUCCAGCAGGAGCUAUCAAAAGGGAUCUCAACCAGGAUGAUAUUGAUGGUAUACGUACUCUGUACUCUAAUUAA